CCACGGCCGAUGUAUGGGCCAAGUACUGGUGGUUUAAGGACCUUGCUCCACUUGAGACUUGAGCUCUGGUGUUUAUGGGCCUGGAACAUGAAGAGGAGGAGGAGAAGGGAGAGGAGGAGAAGGCGGCAGAGAUGGAGGAGGAGAACGAGGAGGAAGAGAUAGAGGACAAGGCAGAGAGGAAGGAGCAGAAGGACUCAGAAAUGAAGGAGAAAGGAGAGGAAGAGGAGUCAACGGCCCGCAACAGGAGGCGGGAGGAGGGGGAGAAGGAAUGGGAAGAAGGAAGAGGAGGAAGCACAAAUGGAGGAGGAAGAGGGAACAGAAGGGAGGAGGCAGGGAUGGAGGAGGAGGAGAACAAAGAGGAAGAGAAGCAGAACAAGGAGUGAAAGGCUGGCAACAGGACGGAGGAGGAGGAGGAGGAAGCGGAGAAACAGGAGUACCAGUAGUAAAGGGGCUCACAACAU
Molecule: messenger RNA, 461 nt
Organism: Chara braunii
Lineage: Eukaryota; Viridiplantae; Streptophyta; Charophyceae; Charales; Characeae
Source: the annotation of a GenBank genome assembly